CCAGGUCGAUGGCGGGGUACCGCGCCAUGCUUCAAGCUAGCAAUGCUUCGGUGAGCUGUUUUCGACUGCGUGUCAACAGCGCUUAGUUGUACUCUGUUGUUGUAACGCUAGGACCGCACGAGGAGCGAUUCGUGUCAAACGUGUCCACACUUAACGCAUCCGCGAUGGACCCUUGAGCUUUGCUUUGGAUUCUGUGUCGACGGUUCUGACAACAUGAUGCAGGCAAAUCUUUCAAGAUGGAGAGACAGGAAAUGCCGCAGAGAGAGCGAGCAGAUUCGGUAGGUUUCAAGAGUGGCCCUCGGUUUUACUUUGAAAGUCGUUCUGGCGUCCCGUGCGCUUCCUGUGGCAGACAUGGGCAAGGUGUACUCGCAGCCAGCCUGUCAGUUGGCAUACGACGGCGACGUUCAGCAGCUGUUCGCCGCUGUGUCCCGCAACCCGAGCGACGUGGACACGCGGGAUGAUGUCACUGGCGACACGCCACUCAUCGCCGCCUGUCGCCGUGGUCACCUGAACGUAGUCACGUUCCUGUUGGAGAGCCACGCAGACGCGCGCACGCGCAACAAGUUGCAGAAGCGGCGGCGUAACGAGGCUCUGAUGAAGGCCGUUCUGGACAGCGACGUGGACGUCAAUGCGGCCGACUACAAAGGCAACACCGCUCUUCACUAUGUUUGUCUGAGGAAGCGACAGCAUUUAGUUCCUCUGCUGCUCCUCAGGGAUGCCGACCCUCUCGUCAAGAACCACGACGGUGAGUCGGCGCUGGACGUGGCCAUGAGGUUAAAGUUCAGCAAGGUGGUGAGGCUGCUGAGGAAGUCGCAAUGACGCACGCAAUGCCCGUCGGCCGGCGCCGCAUCUGGACUUGAGGGUGGAUUUGCUUGCCCCCCCCCCCCCCCCCCCACUGCGGUGUGAGGCGAUAACAGCAGUCUUGUCACUUGCUCCCAUUUUGCUCCUUGCAUUUCUGACUUUGUUCAAAUUUACAGCUUUCUUCCAAGGUUUUUCUGAUUCUCGUUCUUUUUGUUUAUUUUGGCCAGCUCACGGUCAUCAGCGGUGACACAAAGAUAAAGUUUGUCUUAAAAGCAA
This is a messenger RNA of Syngnathus typhle (broad-nosed pipefish), 1077 nucleotides long. RefSeq names its product ankyrin repeat domain 22 (gene ankrd22). Lineage: Eukaryota; Metazoa; Chordata; Actinopteri; Syngnathiformes; Syngnathidae. The record is from RefSeq and is a predicted model, not a curated record. The transcript has 6 exons. Gene Ontology annotation, molecular function: protein binding. Bases 352 to 819 code for a protein of 155 amino acids.